CAAGCCAUGCUUCAUCCUUUAUUUGUGGGGUUGUUUGUGGAACCUUUAUGUGGCUCCUAAGGUUAAAGUUUUCUUGUGGAGAGCUGCGCGAGAAUUUUACCUACGAAGGAUGCUCUUUUGUUGAAAGGGAUGACCGUUGAUUGUUUGUGUUCAGGGUGCGGUCAAGCACCUUAGCACCCGGGUCAAUUGAUCAUAUUUUCCAAUCUUGUUCUUUUGUGGAUCACGUGUGGCGUUUGCUGGGUAAGGAGGGUGAUCAUAUUAUGUUUGGCUCUUUUUGGAGUGGUCUCAACAUCAUUGUCAUGAUGACUUAAGAAAAGAGCUUGGUGGUUAUGCUAAGGGCUGGUGGGUGAUUCAGAAGGCACGUAAUUCAGCAGUUUGAGAGGGAAAAGUUCCUCAUCCAUAUGGCCCAAAACAACUGGUUCAGAGCAUGGAGAGAAGUUGGGAAGUCCGGACGAAGGAGGUGCAGCAAUGGCGUUCUGGACAGAAAGUGCAGAGGGUUUGUUGGGUGCCGUGAGCUGAUGGUUUUUUUGUGGUAGUCAACAAUGGGAAGACACACGGUGUUAUUGAGCCUUUGUUGGCAGAGGCAAUCACAUGCAAAAAGGCGUUGUCUUGGCUAAAGAAUCGCGGUGUCUAAGAAGUUGAGAUUUUUUUCCGAUUGUGAUUCUUUAUUUCGGGUGCUUAAGGAGGAAUGUGCAAGAAGCAGUGGGAAGAAAAGAAAAAGGGCGAGCCUGCGAGUAGCACCUAGCUCAGAACAAUGGCUCCCCGUUCAAGAACCAGAAAGAGGUCAACAAGAAUGGACGCCGCGGUUGAUGCGAUGGGGAAUCUAGGUUUCGAUGCCGAAGUCGUUACUCGAGUUGUGAGAGAGCUUCUGGAUGUAAGUGUUCGGACUCUUUAUUUCGCCGCAGAAUAUUCAUGAUUUCCGCGGUUAUUUCAGCUUGAGAUUUUCUCUGAAAUUGUUGGAAGGUUCUUUGAAAUUGAUCGCCGAUUAAACUUGGGAUUUCACCGAUUGGAGGAGUUCCAGGAAGUGUUUACACGGCUUCGUUAUGUAAUGUAGAAAUUCAAUAUGGAAGUGAGAUUUUUUUUUGUUCGAGAAGGGCUUUAGUGGUAAUAUGUUGUUAUUACUUUGAAAGAUAUACGGAGGAGAUGAAGCUUGGCCGUUCAUUGAGGAGUAUGGAUACAAGGAGCUCAUAGAUGCAGUUCUUCGCGAUUCCGAGACUUCAAAAGAUGAAAACUUGGAACAGGUAUGCUCAGGAGCGGGUGAUUUUGCACCAGAAGUAGAGAACAGUAUUGUUGUGAAAUCACCAUCAUCAAGCAUCUGCGCUAAUGUUAACAACGCAGGAGAUAUGCUUCUGGCCAUCGAAGAUGUAAAUGGUUCAAAAGAAACUGAGUACGAUAGCGACGAAAUGACCUUGAUUAAGAGAAAGAGAUCCAAAGAUACCUGCAAUUCUAGCAGAACUGAGAUGGCCAAAAAUGCCCCCAACAUGUCCGCCUCUUCCCUCCCUUCUUCAAAGAUUCUCAAGAAACCUCGUGCUGUCACUGUGAAGCCAUCCUGUGAAAAGAAUCCGGGCAACACGUCUUCUUCGCGGGCCCCACCUGCUCUUCUUCCGCAGAAUUCUCCAGAACCGGUCACUCCUCGCCCGCCGGAAAGGCGCUGGCCUUGUUAUGGCUGGAUUGAAAGUGACGACGAGGAUGAACCCGAGCUCAUGUAUUUUCCACCGGUGCGGCCCGCCGACCGUCCGUCGCGGUUUUCUUAUUUCAAGACUGGAACCAACAAUGAGGGUAGGCGGCCUUCAAGGUGGGAUCAAAAACCAGAAACAGUCUGAUCUGACCGUGAUCCCUUCACUACCAAUUAAGUAUGAACACUAACUAAUGUAAAUUAAUCUAAGAGUGUUGCUAUAUCCACCUUUUCGCUAUAUCACUUCAUUCAUUAAUGCUAAGAGGGGGUUUGGCAGUGCGCUGCUUUUAACAAUUUAGCUUCUGCUUUGAGUGGAAGUGAUUUUACUCUGUUUGUCAUGUCAGCUUCUGCUUUUCACCAACAUUAUUUUGUACAUGGAACACCGUUUCGGAGAAGCAGAUAUGAUGUGCUUUUGCUUUCAAUUUUUAUAGAAAUCACUUUAUCCAUAAG
Messenger RNA from Cuscuta campestris, 2125 nucleotides. NCBI's taxonomy places the organism in Eukaryota, Viridiplantae, Streptophyta, Magnoliopsida, Solanales, Convolvulaceae. The record is from the annotation of a GenBank genome assembly.